AUGGCGCUGCUCGACGCUGCUCGACUCUCUGUCUCUACAACAGCUACAACCAAUUCAAAUCCACUCCUAGGAAUCAUUAUCAAACUUGAACAACUUCCUAUUACCACUACUACUACGUCAAUACUUUCCGCAUGUGCGGAUAGCCACAACUCUCCCACGCUUUCAACAGCACCAACCCUGAAUAGCUUUGAUGUUGGCUCAACUGUCUCCCCUCAAGUUAGCCAAGAUGCACCAGUUAUUCCUUUGUUGAUAAAAUCCUAUGAAACGCCCGAAUGUGCGACUAAACCCCGGGUUCAACAUGUGCAACCGCAAACCCUUAGCGUUCUCGGUAUGGUGUUAUGUGCAAUUGGAAGUAUAGCUUUUUUGGUCGGUGCGGCCUAUUUGUAUUACCUCAAGAUACAACAUGAUAAAGCAAUAUGGAUACGCCGAGAGCAAAGACGUAUGAAAAGAAGACGCCACAACAAUUCAAAGAAAACUGCUCGCUCAUUGCAGCCGGAUGUCGAGGCGUCACCUGUAGACUCAUCACUUGACGAAAAGCCGUCUGACUCCCAGUCAGCUGACGACGAGAGCCAAGACGAUAAAGAGCAACAAUCAGAUGAAGAACAAGUAGAUCAAGAGGAACCUCAGGAAGAGCAACCGGCAGAUGCAGAACAGGUAGGUAAUAAGGAACCUGAGGAAGAACAGUCGAUAAAUGAAGGGCAAGCAGAUCAAAAAGAAUCCGAGGAAGAUCAGCCGGUGAAUGAAGAGCAAGGGGAUCAAAAGGAACCUGAGGGAGAGCAGCCAGCAAAUGAAGAGCAAGCAGAUCAAAAGGAAUCCGAGGAAGAGCAGUUGGCGAAUGAAGAGCAAGUAGAACAAAGGGAACCUGAGGAAGAACAGCCAGCAAAUGAAGAGCAAGGGGAUCAAAAGGAACCUGAGGGAGAGCAGCCAGCAAAUGAAGAGCAAGCAGAUCAAAAGGAAUCCGAGGAAGAGCAGUUGGCGAAUGAAGAGCAAGUAGAACAAAGGGAACCUGAGGAAGAACAGCCUGCAAAUGAAGAGCAAGUAGAUCAAAAGGAACCUGAGGGAGAGCAGCCAGCAAAUGAAGAGCAAGUAGAUCAAAAGGAAUCCGAGGAAGAUAAACCGGCGAAUGAAGAGCAGGUAGGUGACAGCCAACCUCAAGAAGAGUCGCCUACAGAUGAGAAGGAACACGAGGGAGAGCAGUCUAAGGAAGAAGCAGCUGGUGAUAACUAG
Molecule: messenger RNA, 1227 nt
Organism: Blumeria graminis f. sp. triticale
Lineage: Eukaryota; Fungi; Ascomycota; Leotiomycetes; Helotiales; Erysiphaceae
Source: the annotation of a GenBank genome assembly